AUGUUGAAUGGCUUUCAACAAAAAACUAAAAAGGCAUAUGAAACAUUAAAAACUGUUGCUACACUUACACUUGAAGAAGACAUGUUAAGAAUUUACCACAAUAUGCUUGAUGAGCCAAUGUUAAUUAUUGUCGGUGAAUAUGAUAUUCAAAAAAUGUUUAUUGUCUUUGUAGCUGUUAUAUUUGGUUCAAUGUCUGCUGGUCGAGCACUUGCAUUUGCACCUAAAAUAGCUAGAGCAAGGUCUGCUGCUGCAUCUAUCAUGUCACUGAUUGAACGUGUUCCUGCGAUUGAUACUUGGUCUAAUACUGUACUAAAUGGUAUAGAUCUAGAAAUAAAACCUGGUCAAUAUGCUGCAUUGGUUGGUCCUUCAGGAUGUGGAAAAACUACUAUUAAUAUUUCCACCUUAAAUGUUUGUAAUCUUAGAGAAAAUAUUGCAUUGGUUAGUCAAGAACCAUCUUUAUAUGAUAUGACAAUUAAAGAAAAUGUGAUUUUUGGAUGUCGACCUGGACAACAAGCAACUCAAGAUGAUGUUGAAAAUGCCUGUCAUGAAGCAAAUAUUCAUGAUUUUAUAAUAGGUUUACCUGAUGGUUAUGAAACUAAUGUUGGUGGAAAAGGAACGCAACUUUCAGGUGGUCAAAAGCAAAGAAUUGCAAUUGCAAGAGCACUUAUUCGAAAUCCUAGGAUUUUAUUAUUAGAUGAAGCAACAUCAGCACUAGAUUCUGGUUCCGAAAAGGCUGUACAAAAAGCUUUAGAUAUUGCUGCCAAGGGCAGAACAAGUGAGUUUUACUGCAUCUCAUAUAUUUUAUGUUUAGACUUGAAUGAAAUUAAUUAG
This is a messenger RNA of Racocetra fulgida, 831 nucleotides long. The record is from the annotation of a GenBank genome assembly. Lineage: Eukaryota; Fungi; Glomeromycota; Glomeromycetes; Diversisporales; Gigasporaceae.